Molecule: messenger RNA, 1752 nt
Organism: Penicillium olsonii
Lineage: Eukaryota; Fungi; Ascomycota; Eurotiomycetes; Eurotiales; Aspergillaceae
Source: the annotation of a GenBank genome assembly
AUGAAGGCCGCACUUUUGGCUAUAGGUGUGCUGGCAGCGACUACUUCGGCCAAUGCGAAAUUCUGCCGUUGUCAACCUGAUCAGCCAUGCUGGCCAAGUGAUGACAGCUGGGCUCGUCUGAAUUCCUCAACUGACGGGAAUUUGGUCAAAGUCACACCAUAUGCGCUGCCUUGCCAUGACCCGACGUUCAACGAGGCAGAAUGUACCAUUGCCAAGACCAACUCAAACAGUUCUUCUUACAGAUCAUCCGAUCCAGGCGCUUUGCAAUGGUCAAAUUGGGAAGCAUGGCCCGAGAAAGAUGAGCAGUGCUACAUCGAAACAUCAAAGACGACACCAUGCAAACAAGGUCGUAUACCACUCUUCUCGGUCAAGGCCCAAGAGGCAAAGCACAUCCAAGAAGCUGUCAACUUUGCGGCAAAACAAAAUCUCAAGCUCGUCAUUAAAAACACAGGACACGACUUCGUCGGGCGCUCUUCUGCUCCGAACUCUCUUCAAAUCUUCACUCAUGAGAUGAAAGAAAUUUCUAUUUUGGACGAUUUUGUUCCUACCGCCCCAAAGAACAAACGAGCUCCGCCAGGUAUCAAGGCGGUGACUCUUGGGGCGGGCGUUCAAUUGCAUGAGAUGUAUUCGUACCUAGGUUCGCGGGGCUUGAUGGUGGUUGGGGGAACAGCGAACACCGUUGGUAUUACCGGUGGGUAUAUUCAAGGUGGCGGUCACUCCUUACUGGGAUGGCUUCAUGGGAUGGCAAGCGACAAUGCCCUUGAGUUCCAUGUCGUCUUAGCCGAUGGCUCCCUCGUUGUCGCAAAUGAUUACCAAAACUCGGAUCUCUUCUUUGCUCUACGUGGAGGCGGAGGCGGAAGUUUUGGUGUAGUAGUCAGUGCUACCGUCAAGGCCCAUCCCGAUUACCCUACGGUCGUGGCCACUAUCAAUUAUACCACGCCCAUCGGUGCUCCAUACUGGGACGGUGUCGAUGCACUUCAAAAGCAUAUUCUUGAGAUCAACGAUAAAGGAGGCACUGGCUUCUAUGGACUGGUGCCCAACACGCCUAUUUCGGAUUCACAAACCGUAUCGCUGAUGAUUCUUUCCGCGACAUUUGUGAACCAAACGGACACCAAGGCAAUUGAGGAUCUCCUGGCGCCUGUGAAGUCUGAGAUCAAAGACGCGAUAGGUUUGGAGCCUUACUUUGAUGUCACGGCGUUGCCUUCACUGUCAACAUACUACUCAGCAUUGCUCGGAGAAAACGAUACGACCGGUCUCCAAAUCCGUUUCGCCAGCCGUCUGAUAUCGCGAGAUUUAUUCGAAUCAGGCAACCAUAACAAGCUCACCAAGGCUGUCUCAAGUCUCCGAUAUGGCCCAGGGGACGCAAUUGUCGGCGCAAUUGUUGCUGGCGGUCAGGUAUCCGAGAAUCGCGACAUUGAAUCCGGGCUCAAUCCCGCCUGGCGGGACGCAUUGGUCCAUGUGAUAGCCGCCCACUGGAUGAGCCCCGAGAUGACAUUCGACCAACAGAAAGCAUUGGAAGCCAACAUCACCAAUGUAGAAGUCCCACUACUCAAGUCCCUGGAGCCAGGCAAGAUGGGCGCCUACAUGAACGAAGCCGAUGCCGACGAGACCGACUUCCAGGAAUCAUUCUGGGGCGACAACUACCCUCGGCUUCGUGAGAUUAAAGCACUGCGAGACCCGUACGAUCUAUUCAUUGUGCGCAAAGGAGUUGGGAGUGAGGACUGGGAUGAUAGCGGUUUGUGUCGCGUGUAA